Oncorhynchus kisutch (coho salmon) is the source of this 2299-nucleotide messenger RNA. Its product is annotated as guanine nucleotide-binding protein G(t) subunit alpha. Gene Ontology annotation, biological process: phototransduction, visible light; detection of light stimulus involved in visual perception; adenylate cyclase-modulating G protein-coupled receptor signaling pathway. The coding region runs from base 299 to 1351 and encodes 350 amino acids. The transcript is spliced from 9 exons. Gene Ontology annotation, molecular function: G-protein beta/gamma-subunit complex binding; GTPase activity; G protein-coupled receptor binding. Gene Ontology annotation, cellular component: heterotrimeric G-protein complex; cytoplasm. The record is from RefSeq and is a predicted model, not a curated record. Lineage: Eukaryota; Metazoa; Chordata; Actinopteri; Salmoniformes; Salmonidae.
UACGUCCAUGUACCCCCCGGCCUCCCGCUCCCUUUCCCCCUGCCCCAGGAGUCUCCUGUCCUUGUGCCCCAUUGGCCAUCGCUGAUCAGGUGGACAGAGGAUGCCCAAAAUCUUCCCUAAGACUCGAAAACACGCCAUCAUUCGCCUCUCCCGCGUUCCUUGGAAGCAGUUGACGUGCCAGCUGCGUAUUUGACGGCGCCCGUUCGGCCCUCUAGACGAUCAGCUAGGACCCUUUUCCACCGUUUCUCCCCCCGUCGUUUGGUUUUGAGCACUACAGGGUCGAAGCCGGCGUGUGAGGAUGGGGGCCGGAGCGAGUGCAGAGGACAAGCACUCCAAAGAGCUGGAGAAGAAACUCAAGGAGGAUGCAGAGAAGGAUGCCAGGACAGUCAAGCUGCUGCUGCUGGGUGCUGGAGAAUCAGGAAAGAGCACAAUCGUCAAACAGAUGAAAAUUAUCCAUCAAGAUGGUUACUCUCUUGAAGAGUCCAUGGAGUUUGUCACCAUCAUCUACAGCAAUACCCUUCAGUCCAUCAUGGCGAUUGUAAAGGGCAUGACUCAACUCAACAUCGGCUACGGUGACACCGCUCAGCAGGACGAUUCCAGGAAGCUCAUGCACCUGGCAGACACCAUUGAGGAGGGUUCCAUGCCCAAAGAGCUGUCUGACAUCAUCAUCCGGCUGUGGAAGGACACUGGUAUCCAGGCAUGCUACGACAGGGCCUCUGAGUACCAGCUUAACGACUCCGCUGGAUACUAUCUGAAUGACUUGGAGAGGCUGGUGCAGCCUGGAUACAUCCCCACUGAGCAGGACAUGUUGCGAUCAAGAGUAAAGACCACUGGUAUCAUAGAGACCCAGUUCGGCUUAAAAGACCUCAACUUCAGGAUGUUUGACGUGGGCGGCCAGCGCUCAGAGAGGAAGAAAUGGAUCCACUGCUUUGAGGGAGUGACCUGUAUUAUCUUCAUCGCUGCUCUGAGCGCCUAUGACAUGGUGCUGGUGGAGGAUGACGAAGUGAACCGAAUGCACGAGAGUCUCCACCUGUUCAACAGCAUCUGCAACCACCGCUACUUUAUUGCCACCUCCAUCGUACUCUUCCUCAACAAGAAAGACGUCUUCACCGAGAAGAUCAAGAAGGCUCACCUCAGCAUGUGCUUCCCCGACUACGACGGCCCCAACACCUAUGAGGAUGCUGGCAACUACAUCAAACUCCAGUUCCUGGACCUGAACUUGCGGCGAGAUAUCAAGGAGGUCUACUCACACAUGACCUGUGCCACAGACACAGAGAACGUCAAGUUUGUGUUUGACGCCGUAACCGACAUCAUCAUCAAAGAAAACCUAAAGAGUUGUGGUCUCUUCUAAGAGCCACGCCGUAUAGGGUGUUGGUUUACCCUCUGAAUCCUAUCCCCUUCCCCCUUCAAACUGCGGGUAACAAUCUCCUCAAGAAGACCGGACGAAGGAGACCAACACAGCGACUGUCUCUGGAAGCUGCCAUUCACAAAUGAUGACACUACACACACACACACACACACACACACACACACUGACAUGAAUUCAUACAAAAAGCAGCAUCAUAACCAAAGACAUUUAAGUUCAUUUGAGACCUGGAAAAUAGGUGUACUGUCAAAAUAAGAGGAUCUAUACUGUACAGAUUUAUGUUAUAAGUCAAUCAUAGUCAAGCUAUCGUCCUUAAAUGUCUUGAAUAGGAACUCCUUUUCCAUUUGCAGUGCUAUGCAACCUGUAGUUGAAACAUCGGCGCCUGUCAGCAGAAAGCGCUUCUUCCCCCAGACAGUACAUUUGAAUAGGUGUAAGGCAAUGUAUCAUCUCUAUGCUCCAGUAACUGGCAUAAAAAGCUAUAAGAGAUGGCCUCAUCACCUGCAGACAUAUUUCAACUUGCGUGACAACAAGUUACAAAACCCAUUCAUCAGCAAAAAUGGGUUGUAUGUGUAGAACAGAUAUUGAGCUGUACGUAUAGUGGGCACAAUAUGAAAGACCUCAAGCUACAGGAGAGGACCAAUGACAUGAAAUCGGACCAAUUCAUUCUUAUAUGUCAAACAUCACAGAAUUGUAAAGUUGAGGGUAACUUGUAUCUAGAACUAUUUCACUGAUGAGCGACUGUAGUAAAGAUGCAGUAUUUUUAUGGAUGUAGCUUGGUCACAUACUAAUUUGAAUACCUUGUAAGUCUUUGGGCCACAUUCUGUACAGAAAUAAAACAUGAAAUGUUCAUGUGAAAUCAGAAAUUAAGUUAAAGCUUCUGUAGAAAACUAACCUCUGAACUAAUUACUAAAUAAAUUCACCUCAAUAUGGUCA